Molecule: messenger RNA, 573 nt
Organism: Colletotrichum godetiae
Lineage: Eukaryota; Fungi; Ascomycota; Sordariomycetes; Glomerellales; Glomerellaceae
Exons: 1
Coding region: 1-573 (190 amino acids)
Source: RefSeq, a predicted model, not a curated record
AUGACUAUCGACCCAAGAGCCAAAAAGCCUCCAAACUCCAAAGAGCAAGACACGACACGAACCUACGAUUACUUACAUACGAAUACACAGUAUCAGUACGAAUACAUCAGAGGCUCACGCCCUCACAUGCAAGCUGCAACAACCUCUGCUGUGGGUCCAUUUACGGCGACGGCUUCCUCAGGGACGUUUCAACACUACUGUGUGCAACCACGUAUACGUCAGCCCGUCCUCCAUUUGAGACUUGCCCAAGCUAAGGUACGGAGUACGGAUACAGAGCAUAGAGUCGCCAAUCAUCAAUGUACCUCGCAAAGGAUACAUGUUUCUUUUCUUUUGGUCAGCGGUCUCCGACUCCUGCUGAUACGGGACACAAGAUCCAAUACGAUGCGCAUUGGCCGACUAUCUUUUGCCUCAACAGAGGACCAUGUCUCUCGCCGUACCACGCCUUGCAAGUUGCGCCAUCCAUCUUCUGCUACAUUACCACCCCAACGUCCCUUUUUUGCUGAGGUACCUGCGUCGCCGUUGCUAGCCCACAGCAGCUUCGCCAACGUCUGCCUCAUCGUGCUUCUUACAUGA